Molecule: messenger RNA, 2444 nt
Organism: Solea solea (common sole)
Lineage: Eukaryota; Metazoa; Chordata; Actinopteri; Pleuronectiformes; Soleidae
Exons: 6
Coding region: 232-891 (219 amino acids)
Source: RefSeq, a predicted model, not a curated record
GUUUGUUUUCAUAGACAAAAGUGUGAGGUCAUCGUUCGGCUGGAGGAGGUUGACAAGAGCAAGACAUGCUUUCAUUUUCAGCUAACAGGAAGCCUGAUGGUAAACUGAAGGAGAAAUCUUGCUGUCGUGAGGAAUGAUGAGGAGUCCUGGAGUUUAGCAACAAGAGCUUGCAGACGAGCCCAUGAAGAAAAUCUGUUCAGCAGAUGUGGUACAGAUCCCUGAGCUGGCGAGAUGGAGGAAGCGUACAGUGAACUGUACCAGCAGUUCCUCCGUAUGAGGUUGCUCUGUCUGAGACAAGCAGCUCUGUUGCAUAAACUCACAGCAGCCCUGCAGAAACAGCAAGGUGCCACUGUUCCCAAUGGGGAGUUGAGUGACUUGAUGUCCAUUCCCGUCCAGUGUACCCAAGAAAUCCCUCUGUUUUUCCACGAAAAGCCACAACCAGUAACGGCAACAGCACUUAACCCUGAAGCUCAGUGUGGCAUCGAUGGCCUGCCCGGGAACUUUGGGACGUGGUCUGAUCUCCUUGCUGAAGAUAUGUCUAAACUCGGUGUGAAUUUGCCUCAGUGGAGAAAGGAGUGUGGGACGCUGGAGCAUUUUGUUGCACCCAUGUCAACCCUGGACUCCGCCAGGUGGCAGGGGGCUUCAUCCACUGAGUCCAAAACUGCAGGGCAAGUGGGUCGUCCAAGCAGAGACAGAUGUCUGCACAAAAUGAUGAUGCCGCUGUCAGACGGUAUCUCUCAAGGCAAUGACUUCCUGGGCCAGUCUGAUGGUUUGCUGUUGUCAGACGUGGCGCUGCAGUCUCACGUGUGCAACUUCUGCCAGGCAGUUUUCCCCGGAGAUACAACCACCAAAGGAGAGUUCCUGCAACAUCUCCACACCCACAUCACCUAGACACGGCUGAUCAAUCUUCUUGUUCUAAUAUACAGUGUGUUAAUGUGUUUGCAUGACAGAGCAGGUAAAAAUCAGUUCAGUUCAUCUUCUUUUUGACCAUAGUGCAUCAUCUGCCUCCGUCUUGCCCUCUCCCUUGUGUCCACCAACUGUCCUCCUUGAGAAUAUCCAUGAACCUUCUCUGUGGUCUUCUUCUUUGGCACCUCCAUCUUCAACAUCUUUUGUCCAAUAUGAUCCCUGCUCCUCCUCUGCACGUGACCAAACUAUCUCACCUUUGACUCUCUUACUUUAUUUCCAAACCGUUCAACCUGAGCUGUCUCUCAAAUAUCAGUUCACCUGAUCUCUGGAAACAAUAUACGCUUUCUUAAUGUGCUCAGAACUUUGCCAAUGGACAAACUGUUAUUUUUUUGGAGUGAGAGUGAAAAAUUAAAAGGCAGAAAUAGCCUUCAUGUGCUCACAUUAUAUGCAAAAGUAUGAAAAAAAGUUUUUAAAAUAUCUCAGUUGACACAAAGGACCAACUAUUGUCUCUUUCAUCUACAGCAGGAAUAUGUAGCCAUGGUUUUAUUUGUCCAGUUUUUGAGAUUUCUGACCACAGACUUUAAAGAAAGUACAUGUAUUUGUUUAUGAUAGCUUAGCUGUAACCAAAAGAAUAUGAAAGUAUCUGCUCCUAGUUGGAAUAAUACCAGUUGUGGAGCAGUAAUUAUGUAAUAUCUUGUUCAUAUUGCUUAAAAUAACUUGUUUCUUCAUCCUAUCGGCACAAUGAAGUUUUAAAAAAAUAUUUUAUUAUUUAGAUAAUUAGUCAUUAAAUGAACAUCCAGUGUACAGGGUUUUUUUAACGUCUGAAGUGGAGCGUAAAACCAAUCAGCUGGCUGCUGCUCAGCUCUAUGGUACAAGAAGAAAGAGCCCAGGCUAAGAAUAGCCUCAGAUAUUUAUGUCCCUAAUUGAUGGUGCUGACAGCUGAUUGAUGAUGGUGCCUCCCCUCCUCCGUUGCCACAUGCUGCUCUCUGAACCACGAUAAAGAAAACCAAUUCAAAUGUGAUCAUUCUUACAUGAUCAGAGAGCUCAGGGACAAUUGUUUUCCCUAAACAUGCACGUGAACAUAUGAGCAGGUUUUGAGGACUUCUAUUCAGAAUGAGUCCACGAUUUUUGAGCUUUGAACUCAGUGUUCAUGUUUAGUGUGUCAUUCUUAUCAUUUAGCAACUGAUAGCUGAGGCUGAUGGGAGUGUCAUGAGCUGAAUCCAUGGAAAUGCACAAGAUCAACCUUAUGGUGGCACUAGAGGAAAAAGACAACCAAAGUCAGUUGUAUAUAACCUGUAGGAACCAUCAAUGUCUGCAUCAAAAUGUCCAGGCAAUCCAUUAAAUAAUUGUUACUUGUGAUAUAUUUCUGUGUGGACCCAAGCGUUAGGCAUUAAUAACUGUAAAGUGCAAUUAUAGCGAUGCUUAAUUUUACGUUUAAUGUUCAGUUAGUGUUAGUGUUUAAUAUUGAGUUACAAAUACACUAACUACACUGAAAUAAACUAAACCAUACAGAUUAUUUGUGGUUUUAAAAUCUUAAA